UUUAGAUCCCGCAGCAAAUGCUGAGGAGGACCCAGCUGAUGCAAGCAGGGUACCUUUAGAUUGACAGAAGUCGAUUCAGUUUGUAACUGUGUGCAUCUUUAUGUUCUGUUUAUUGAACAUAGUUGAUCGGGUGUACGAUUUCCAAGUCGCUAUGUCUGGAACAGGUCGCGGCCGAGGCAAAGCACAAUUCACUUUCAACAUCGAAGCUAUCGGCUUUUCCCGAGGCGAAACUCUGCCUGAAACAGCGUGUCAACCCCUCCCUUUGUUUCCGCCCACAGAAUUUAAGCCUGUCCCCUUGAAUACAGGGGAAGAUGUAAACUAUAUCCUGGCCUUGAAGCAAGAGCUAAGAGGAGCCUGCAAGAAACUGCCAUAUUACAUUGACCAUGUCAAUACAAAGAAAG
Messenger RNA from Rhincodon typus (whale shark), 401 nucleotides. Its product is annotated as DNA-directed RNA polymerase III subunit RPC7-like. The transcript has 2 exons. The record is from RefSeq and is a predicted model, not a curated record. Lineage: Eukaryota; Metazoa; Chordata; Chondrichthyes; Orectolobiformes; Rhincodontidae. Gene Ontology annotation, cellular component: RNA polymerase III complex. The annotation marks the transcript as partial. Gene Ontology annotation, biological process: transcription by RNA polymerase III.